CCUUUUCUCCCCGCCACCGCCCGCCUUCUCAAACACCUGGGCUAUCUCGUUCCACCUACCUGCUCGUUAUUCCAAUUUUCUCUUCCAUCUUCGACGUUCUUUCACCUCUUUGUCGCCGGCAUCUUCUCCCCUUUUCAAUAAUCAAGAUGUCUUCCAGAGUAGGACGAUCCAACCCUCCGCCGCCAGCCUCUAACCGGCAAAACGAGUAUUUCGUACCUCGGGAUGGCAUAGACCGCGAAGUGAUUACGGCAGACAUCUGUCGCUAUCUAGGCAACGAUGCCCUCGUCCGGCCGGGUGUCUACGAGGCACAAACUGGCCAAGUCGUCCAGGGUUACUUCAUUACGGCCUACAGAAACCUAACCACAGCUAUGAUCGAAGACCUCAAAGCAGAUUCUGCACGAUGGGAUCAAGAACGGCGGCAGCAAACCGCCCGCAACCCGGUUGGAGGUACUAUCGCCGCGAGUGACGCGAACGGCUUGUUUAUCAAGAAGUCUAACUCCCCGAUAGUCCAGUACCGCAACUCGGACACACAUCAGUCCCGACAGUACUAUGGCCCGACAGAGGGCUCAGGUCCAGCAGCUUACCAAGGAGACUCUCGUGAUGCCAUGCAUGAUUCCACUCCGAGAUACCCAGGAACCGGCAAUGCAGGAUAUACUGGAGCCGCUGGCUCGUAUUCAAACCAGUCUUUUGGUAACCAGGGUGGGUAUGGUGCUCAACAGGGCUAUGGUUCCGCGCAACCACCGCAGUUUUCACCGUCAACCGCGGAUAUGACCUACCAAAGAGACGUCGCCAUGGCGGGAACAGGAAACUACCAGCCCAAUGCGGAACGGCCAUAUACCCAGGUCAACACGCAUAUGAGAGUCAGUGGGGCAGACCCGUCGUCGAUAUAUGGUACGAGUGACCCAUACUCGGCCGGCCCAAGAGGAAUACCUGCUUCAAGUAUGGCACAGGGUAGGCCAACGUAUGUGACUUCUGGGCCUCCACCACAGGCAUUUCCACCAAGCUCCUCUGGCCCUGGCUACUACACACCGAGUGCAUCCGCACCGACGUCUCAAUUCGCUCAAGUUCAACCACAAGAUCCGUUUUACGGACGCGGUACGUGUACGAAACGCUUAUGACCACCUCUCUCGGUAGUUUCUGAUUUUUUAGCAUCGCCAGCAGGCACCCAAUCGUAUAGCUCAACACAGGCACCACAAUAUGAGACGGCCCCAGCGACUCGCACUUCAGUGCCCCCGCCGCCAUCCGGUGCUCAGAUGCCAUCUAGUGGAUCCUCCUCCUCGCG
Messenger RNA from Pseudomassariella vexata, 1282 nucleotides. RefSeq lists its product as uncharacterized. The transcript is spliced from 3 exons. The record is from RefSeq and is a predicted model, not a curated record. Bases 147 to 1118 code for a protein of 323 amino acids. Lineage: Eukaryota; Fungi; Ascomycota; Sordariomycetes; Amphisphaeriales; Pseudomassariaceae.